AUGGCUGGUUGGGGAGGCUUUUUCUUUUCUCUCCUUAAUUACAAGACAGAGAAAUAUGUCAUCGCCGAAAACAAAAGAAUCGGGAUACUGUUUAGACUCUAUCAGUUAGCCGUGUUGGGAUACUUAAUCGGAUGGGUGUUUGUGGUGAAGAAGGGCUACCAGGAAAAAGAAGAGGCCAUCCAGAGCUCGGUCAUCACCAAGCUGAAAGGCGUCACCCUGACCAACAGCUCCGAGACGGGGCCUUACCUCUGGGGUGCCGAGGAUUAUGUCAUACCCCCAAACGGGGAGCAGGUGUUCUUCAUUGUAACAAAUUACAUAGAGACACCCAAUCAAAGGCUUGGAUUCUGCGCUGAGACUUUCAAGGUGCCGGAUGGACGGUGUUUAAGUGAUGAUGACUGUGCAGAGGGCGAGACUGUAGUAGCUGGCCAUGGAAUCAAGACUGGAUUGUGUAUAAACAGCACGGGGACCUGUGAGAUUCAUGGCUGGUGUCCAGUUGAAUACAGCCGGAGACCCACUGAGCCCCUACUGGCCGCAGCAGAAAACUUCACCAUCUACAUCAAGAACUUCAUCAGGUUUCCCAAAUUUGAAUUCUCCAAGUCCAAUGUGCUUGACACUAGCGCCAAUGACAGCUACCUGAAAGGAUGCUCCUAUAACAAAGAGGACCAUCCUUACUGCCCCAUCUUCCGCCUGGGAGACCUGGCCCGCUGGACUGGGCAUGACUUCCAGGACAUGGCUGUUAAGGGUGGGUCGAUUGGUAUUCUUAUUGAGUGGAACUGUGAUUUGGAUAAGGACGCCUCACAGUGUAAUCCACACUACAGCUUUACACGCUUGGACAUGAACUUGAACAACUCUGUCGCAUCAGGAUACAACUUCAGAUAUGCCAAGUACUAUAAAGACGAAAAAGGUGAAACCUAUCGGACUUUGUACAAAGUGUACGGGAUUCGCUUUGACAUUAUGAUUAAUGGCCAGGCUGGAAAAUUCAACAUUAUUCCCACAAUAAUUGCCAUCGGUUCUGGAGUUGCUCUAAUGGGAAUAGGAGCUUUUGCAUGCGAUAUGAUACUACUGUACAUGAUGAACACAAGCUCCUUCUACCGGGAGAGGAAAUUUGAAAUCAUUAACUUCAAGAGAGACCGGGCUAAACACAAGGACGGGAAGGCAGGGCACCGAGACAGGAAACUGAGGAAACAAGCUGGAGAACAUGCCGUCCCCAACUCCGUGAAAAAGGUGGAGGAGACUGAACUCACCGAAGUGUCUGAGCAGAGCCAGCCGGCCGUGGAGAAACGGGGGCCCACCAUCCCACGCAACACGGGGCAGCGAUACUCUGCCAUUCUCUCUCCUCAAGGUGGAGAGCCAAAGCAUCAUAUCACUUUCUCCUCACAUAACUAACACUGCUGACAGAGCGAGACAAACCACCUGCGAUGGUCUGGGUAAUAUUGCAGGAGGUGGAAACAAAAGUUGGACUGAUUUCCACUUCUCCCCCAGCAGCAGAACUGCUGGCAUGCCACUAACUUGAGUAAUGCAUGCCCUGAUUAAAGGGCCGUGUUGGCUGAGAGAAAAAAGUCUGUGCUCUUAGACCAGGAACCCAGAUGCAGACGGAUAUACUAGAACAGUGUUUUUCAAUGGCUGGGUUGGGAUCUGAAGGUGGGCUGUGGGAGAUUAGAGUAGGUAUUAUGAUAAUAUGAUGCCAAAGCCUCAAUAUGUACCUCAUAUGUGGGCCUAACACAGACAAAAUAAAUGCUGUAAGCUUGUGAGUAAUUCUUUUAGUCUGCAGAAUAAGGUUUUGGUCCAUUACUUUGAAAAGACGGGUCCAAAAACAAAAACACAUUUGAAAAGCACUGUACUAGAAAGCAAGAUAUGAGCAAAUAUAUGAAAGGUCUUAUUUUAUUGAUAGUGUUCCAGUGGGAGGCGUGAUGUAUCUUCACUGUGUUGUGAAAAGUGUAUUGUUGUGUUUGUCUUCCCUGCUGCGUGUCGAGCUGCCAAGGGGCGAUGGCAGAAAGUGAUCUUGCUGUGGCUCCAACAUGAUCUUAUUCACAACAUACAGAACUGUGGAAUGCAAUGCAUGUACCGUCAUAACUUACUGCACACCAUACUGUGAGUGGAACAUUUGUUAUAUCCUGAUUGAAUAUAUUGAUGAGGAGGCCUCUCCCUCCUCACUAUCUUGUUCAUGUUUAUUGAAUAGUCUCUUGUUGGAAGCCCUAUGCAUUAAGGAUGGGAAUUAGCAGGAACCCCCAAUAUGAUUCGAUUUGCAACACCAGGGUGAUAUGUUGCCCUAUUACAACUCUGUAAGUAUUGUGACUUGAUACUGUGAUAUUGUGCAAUUUAAGUUUUUUUUUUUCCAGCACUGGACUGUGAAGCAGCUGAAUCAUCUUUCCAAAGACAAAGAUCAUAAUGAUCAUGAGCAUGUCAGUCAAGUUUAAUCUGAGCUUUUAACAUGUAGUGCAGGCCUAAAGAUAUAAAACAACCAGCAAAACAGAAAAGAUGUGGUGUUUCUUCCUUAAUAAUCUUGACCUAAUAUAUAGGCUCACAUGUUGAUCAUACUACAAUACUUUUCCAUGACACAGUUUGCAUACAGCAGCGUGCAUGUGUAACUCAUCUUUACCUUCUAAAUUAUUGAAGCCAAAGAUCCUCAAGAUCUUUGAUUUAAAGUGUGGAGGUGCAGCAUAAAUAUUUUCCCCCUCAGCUUUUAAUUCCUGUGAUGAUUGGCUUCAUUCCCACAAUUUCAUGAUGAUAUGAAAAUCUUCACACAAAAAACAAAAAGAAAAAAACUGAUUUGUCACUGAAACAAUUUCUUUCCCCAUCUCUAGUGUUUGUCAUGUCGAUGUCAUCCUACUGAAACCUGACACACACAAACUGAUUAAUAAAUUAUG
Molecule: messenger RNA, 2867 nt
Organism: Myripristis murdjan (pinecone soldierfish)
Lineage: Eukaryota; Metazoa; Chordata; Actinopteri; Holocentriformes; Holocentridae
Gene: p2rx5
Product: purinergic receptor P2X, ligand-gated ion channel, 5
Exons: 12
Coding region: 1-1386 (461 amino acids)
Biological process (GO): calcium ion transmembrane transport; response to ATP
Cellular component (GO): plasma membrane
Molecular function (GO): purinergic nucleotide receptor activity; extracellularly ATP-gated monoatomic cation channel activity
Source: RefSeq, a predicted model, not a curated record